This is a messenger RNA of Astyanax mexicanus (Mexican tetra), 3937 nucleotides long. RefSeq names its product photoreceptor cilium actin regulator 2 (gene pcare2). The transcript has 2 exons. Bases 379 to 3267 code for a protein of 962 amino acids. The record is from RefSeq and is a predicted model, not a curated record. NCBI's taxonomy places the organism in Eukaryota, Metazoa, Chordata, Actinopteri, Characiformes, Acestrorhamphidae.
GGGAACUCCAAUCCUCCUUUAUCCUCUCAGCCACUUGUCUAUUUGAGGAGCGCACAGCACAACUGAGAACAUCAAGAAUGCAUCAGUUCUGUUUUCUGGUCUGUCUCAAAAAGAAAACAGUUUGAAGAAUGAAGAAUAUCAGGACCAAAACAACAACUUAAAGCAUGCCUGGGUCUUGACAGAACAGAAAGAAUUUCAUGGAUUACCUGCUUUUUUGAAAGGAUAAAGUACAGAAGUAUUAAGAGGAAGGUUGUAUCGGAGAGGAUGGAGAGCACAAGCUACAUUUCUUAACAAGGUAUUUUAUAUACACACCAGAGACUACAUUUGGCUAAUUCGAUUGCUGCACAAUCAACAUAAAUAUCAAAUCUGUCAAUUAAAAUGGGUUGCUCACCGUCUAAAGGUCAGCUUUUCACUGGAGUCUCUACCCACAAAGCUCUGCAAGAAAAUAACGGUUUUGUCUCUGAUGGAACAGAAAAUCAGAGCAAAACAGAGACAGAGAUUGUUUCAGCAGGACUUACAAUAUUAGAAGAAGAAAACACACUUGAACCACAAUGUAAGCGACCUUCUCUUUCUGAUGUAGUAUGUGAUACAGCUGCAAUCAACAGGGAAGCUCUUGAUGCAGAGGGAACUGUGGAUUCACAAGUGGGAUUAUUGUCAGAAGACAAUGCAGAGAAAAAGAAUGAAAUAAAGAAGAAAAACAAAGGAGCCAAAAGGAGAAAGCAAAAAGAAAGGAUGAGAAAAACUGUACAAAUUCAGUCAAAAGUAGAUUUCCCAGAAAAAAUGAUGAUUGCUCAUCAAGCAGCCUAUGCUUUUAUUGACCCCAAUAUUUCUAAAUAUGAGUCCCUUUUAGGAAUUUUGGACCAAGCAACAAAGACUCAACUGUCUUUACAGCCUCUUGCGGCCUUGCUAGCAGUGCAUUAUGAGGAGCUAAACCAGGCCUUGGAAGAGAUGGCAGUGGAGGGAGAGCAGAUGUUGGAAGAGCAUGGAAACCACAUGGUUUGGCCUGCUGCACUUCGUGAAGUUCGGUUUAACACAACCAAGCUAGAUGCUGAGAUGUAUUCUCACAAACCUCCUCCUUAUACAAUGCACCAGAUGCUUCUACUCUCCACUGAAAAAAUAAAACUAGUCGGGGACUCUGUGAAAGGGCUGGGAGACGCAGCCUUGGAAGAAGCGGCAGACUACUUUGCCUCACUCUCUCGAAUGCUGGGAGAAAAGCUGGUAAUGAAGAGAGCAGCAGAGAAACGUUUGAAACAAGUGCUGGAUUAUGUGGAGGCUGCUGCCCUAAAGAAACCUGGUCUGGAAGACUCUGCCUUGCACAGUGAGGACAGUGGCAUUGGUGCAGACAAUGAGUGCCAGAAUGGUUCUGUGCGACUUUGUCGACACCGAGAGAGUUCUGGAUCAGGGGCCAGCACUGAUUUAUCAUCUGGAUGCCCUGAGAACACCUUACCUUCUCAGCCACACCUUAAUGGAGUUAAUGACGGCAGAAAUGAUGAUGAAGACGAUGAAGAAGAUGAUGAUGAUGAUGAAGAAGAUUCCAACGAGGAUGAAGAAGAAGUAAAAGAUGAGCAGGAAAGGAAAACUGCUGCUAGAGCGAGAAAAAUGUCUAAUUGCUCUCAAGCAGGCCCACGUAAGCAUUCAGACCAAACUGGUUUGCAGAAUAGCAUGAAAUGGGCUAAUCAGAAAAACACAAAAAUCAGAAGAUCAAAAACUGCAGACAAUUCCUCAGUAAAAAGUCAGGGGAACUACAGGAAUUUUCAUUUAAGGGGCCUACGUAGAGCACAAUCUGCUGAUUGUCUGUACAGCAAAGAAGAUGAUAAUAUAGUUAAAGGGCAGGAGAAGAGGGAUAAUCAGAAAGAUAAAAGCACUGGAAAUGCUUUGAAUGGAGGUGUGGUCCUUGAUUGCCUUGGCAGGACAAGGUUGCGAAGACAUUCAUCAGAAGGCCAGAAUACAGCACGAUGCUAUGGCCUACAGUACGGGAGCAAAGGACCAUUCAAGGCUACCCUGCAACCGAACUCUCCUCCUGCUUUUGCACCUGCACCACCUGGCAGAAAUGCAGUCAAAAGACUUAUAAAUACUUUUAGCCAAGGAGUGCAAGAACAAUCCAAUCAAAAGCCACUUAAUGGGCCCAUGAAAGUUAGAGGAACCAAGAAGGGUUUCCUGCCCAUGAUAAACAACAGCAAGGGAGGUGUUUCCUCCAAUGGAAACAACAAUAACAACAGUUAUUCAGCUGACCAGAGACCUGAUGAUGUAGAUGUGGACAGCCUCCCUCCCCCUCCCCCUGAGGUACUAAUGGACAACUCUUUUGAGAGCAAUGAAGGACCAUGCGAAGAUGAGGAGAGCAAUGGAUCUCUAAAUCAGAGAUGUUCCACACAGAGACAGAGAUAUGGUGUCUCUCGUCUGCGAGCAUCAAUGCAGACGGUUACUGUGCUCCCCAGCCGAGCCAGCGUUCCACGGCGUGCUCAUAGCAUCUCACCUGCUCGUCCUCUCAGGCAGGAUGCUGUGUCUGGAAGCCGCCAAGGCCAGGACUGUCACCAGGAAUCCGGAGUCAGUGCACAGAAAGAGGAGGCAACCAGCCUUUAUCAGCAGUCUCGAAAGAUAAUUCAUAUGCGUCACUCAUCUCAUUCUCCAGCCAAGACUGGCUUCAUCAGAUCAGGGUCUGUAGGAAGACAGGGGAGCAGGGACACAGGAGAAAACGAUACCUUGGCCCCUUACCCAAACAGCUAUGCACCAACUACUCCACCUGUCUCCAGAGCUCGGCUUCCACCAUCUUGCCCCUCUGUGUGCCACAGAGUCCCAAGCCCUCCUGUUUUACCCUCUGCCACAUCCUCAACUCCCGGCACCCAAAUAUGGACCAGAAGAUGUAGUGAUGAAGAAAAUGUCACCAGUUCAUUUUCAUUUAAUGAUGCUCGCUCUGUAUUCUGUCAAGACACCCAGUCAGGUUCCCAGUCACUGACCCCUUCCUGUAGGUCCACACUACCGAGGCCUUGGGGAGAACCAUCCAGAGGAAGGCGGCAGACUACCCGCCCCCCUCAGACCUACACGAAAAGCAGCAGCCCUUCACCUGUCAGGUCUACUCUCUCUGAACAACAUCAGCCAUUGCCCAUUGCCACCCAACCCCACAGCCAGGAGAGCGAGAGGAGAGACUCUGCCUCGGUACUUGAAGUGGCCCAGGAGAACCCAGAGAGCUGUGGUGUGACAGACCCCUUACAGGAUGUGACAGGGGCACAGGAGGCCGAGCCAAGGGAGAUUACAGAUAAUCAGGAUUAAUGCCUUUUCUCUUUUUCUCUUAUCUCUCUUGCCAGGGGAGAGCUAAUUCUGGGCGGUUACUGGGAAGCAUUUUCUAAUGCACCAGGAGACAGCUUAUGUGAGAAGAUCUGUCUCAAAUACUUAUAUUAGACUGUAUUAGACUGGCUGUUACUGUAAUUUGAUUACAUUUGCCUGUUUCUACUGUGUGUAAUUUUUUAUUAUUAUUCCUAGAAACAUAUUUACUGUCCAUUUUAAAAAUAAAAUUGCUUCAUUUGAUAUUGACAUUCAACAAUUAUCAUAAAGCAUUUAAAAAUAUACUUAAAUUCUUUGUAUAGCACUUAGACGAGGAGCCUGAGCAGAGCAGACAGAUCAAUUAAUCAGUAGUCUGGGUACUGAUAUGUCCAUGUUUCAGAAUAUUAAUAGUCAGCUAGUGUAGAUUGUUUCAGUAGCCAGUUUUGGUGUUUAAUAAAUGUCUUUCAUUCCUGUAAACUAAAUAACAUCAUGUAGUUAAAAUGUCUUUUAGCUUUGUGUAAUGCUCUUAAGCUACAGUGUAAGCUUAAGCUACCGAAAUGUGAGCCAUGAAGCUCUACACUGAGUUUUGUAUUACUAUACAUUGUCUUACAUUAUAUUACCUUAUAUUAACAUAUGAAAGUUUGGAAUUACUGUUUUAAUAAGUAUUUAAUGUAAUUUG